Messenger RNA from Acyrthosiphon pisum (pea aphid), 717 nucleotides. RefSeq lists its product as uncharacterized. Lineage: Eukaryota; Metazoa; Arthropoda; Insecta; Hemiptera; Aphididae. The transcript has a single exon. The record is from RefSeq and is a predicted model, not a curated record. The coding region runs from base 1 to 717 and encodes 238 amino acids. Gene Ontology annotation, molecular function: protein dimerization activity.
AUGCUUGCAAUUUACUUAAGCAAACAAUUGGUACACUUGAAAAUCUACGUGAAAAUUAUGACUCAGUCAGUAAGUAAACGACAACGUUAUGCAAAAUUAUAUUUUGAUGAAGUAGAUGGAGACAGACGAUUGAAUGUAACGGAAGAUAAUUUUAAAAUUAAAAUCUUUUUACCGAUAAUUGAUACAGCUUUAGCACAGUUACAUAAUAGAUUUACUGGGUUGAAUGAAGUGAUGAAUACAUUUGAGUUUCUAAACCCAUCAAAAUUAAAAAUUUCUGAGGAAUCAAGCAUAAUCAAGUUCUCGUAUGAUUUUGUAUUAAAAUACAAAUCUGAUAUUAAUUCAGACUUUACCAGACAAGUUUUAUCAAUUAAAUCACUAAUUGGUCCAGAACAAUCUGAUAUCAGAGACUUAAUACAUUUCAUUAUUCAAAAUGACAUGGCCUGUAGUUUUCCAGAUGUGUUAACUGCAUGUUUAAUAUUUCUUACAAUCCUGGUAACUGUGGCCUCGGCUGAGAGGUCAUUUUCAAAAUUGAAACUCAUAAAAAAUUAUUUGAGAAACUCAGUAUCUCAAAAUAAAAUAAGUAAUAUUGCUAUUCUAAAUAUAGAAAGUAGUAAAGCUGAUGAACUAGAUAUAAAAAUAAUAAUUGACAAUUUUGCUAAUGCUAAAGCAAGAAAAAAAAAAUGUUUUGUGUUAAAAUCAAUAAAAAAGAUUACAUAA